Linum trigynum is the source of this 3788-nucleotide messenger RNA. The record is from the annotation of a GenBank genome assembly. Lineage: Eukaryota; Viridiplantae; Streptophyta; Magnoliopsida; Malpighiales; Linaceae.
UGAAUCCAACAAAUACCAUCAACAUUUAACAAAAUGGAACGUGUUGUGCUGGUUUCAUUUCAAUUUUCAGCAUCCAUCUAUGUCGCUUGUCGCACGGCGGUGGCAGGGAGGGAGCUCAAUUGGUGGAGGGGAAGGACUCAGUUCAGUAAAAGGACAAGCGACAAAUCCCAAAAAGGUACAGAAGAAAAGUCGAGCCGUCGGAGAUUCUCCUCGGAAGUAGCGAAGCUGCGAAGGGAAGCAACUUUUCCCACCACCGGCUCCGCUACACGAAACAAAGCGAGCAGCUAGAAUCCACCGGCGCCGCCGCCUAUCGAAGGAUGCGGAUCGUCGAUUCAGCCGCCAUCAUCGUCGCUGUCCGAGUCUCCUAUGGUCGCUCGUUAGUUACCAAUCCAUCCCUCCGUUGUUGAGAGACUAAUAACAAACAGGGAGUAGGUCAAACAUCAAACAAGGCUUGCAGCAGGGACUGGAUUGGAGGGAGAAAAAAAAAAAAAGAUUUCAAUGGGGUGCUUUCACUCCAAAACCUUCCAUCUGCUUUCUCCUGAUAGUAAGCAGCAGGAACCGCUUCCAUUUCCAGAAGACCCGAAGCAACUCGCUACUAAUCCCGAUCCGUCCAUCACCGGCGAUCAACUUGACAUCCCAGUAUUCCGCGAGUUCCCUCUUAACGAGCUUCGUGCCGCCGCCAAUGGGUUCAGCUCCGAAUUCAUCGUCUCUGAGAGCGGUGAAAAGGCUCCCAAUGUUGUGUAUCGAGGCAAGCUUAAUGACAAUCGCCUUGUUGCAAUCAAGCGCUUCUCCAACCUUUCCUGGCCAGAUCCUCAGCAGUUCCUGAGUGAAGCUUCUAUGGUUGGGAAAGUACGGCAUAAGAGAUUGGUUAACUUAAUCGGGUGUUGUGCUGAGGGUGAUGAACGUUUGCUGGUUGCUGAGUACAUGCCUAAUGAUACCCUUUCCAAGCAUCUCUUCCAUUGGGAAAAACAGCCUUUGCCCUGGGAAAUGCGGGUCAGAAUUGCCUACUACAUUGCUCAAGUGCUGGAUCAUUGUGACACUCAGGACCGCAAAAUCUACCACGAUUUGAAUGCCUAUAGAGUUCUUUUUGAUGAGGAAGGUGAUCCUCGGUUGUCUAGUUUUGGCCUCAUGAAAAAUAGCAGAGAUGGGAAGAGUUACAGCACAAACUUGGCUUAUACCCCGCCUGAAUUUUUGAGGACAGGAAGGGUCAUCCCUGAAAGCGUAAUAUACAGCUUCGGAACUGUUCUGCUGGACCUUUUGAGCGGGAAACAUAUCCCUCCAAGCCAUGCACUGGAUUUAAUCAGGGGGAAAAAUUUGCUGUUGUUGAUGGAUUCAUCCUUGGAGGGACAGUAUGCAAAUGAAGAUGCAGCUGUGUUGGUUGAACUGGCCUCUAAGUGUUUACAGUAUGAGGCUAAGGAUCGGCCUGUUGUCAAGUAUCUUCUUACUGCAGUAGAACCACUCCAGAAGCAGAAAGAGGUUUCAUCUCAUACGCUGAUGGGACUAUCAAAAACUCCGGUGCCACUUCCAAUUUUGCUUUCACCACUGGGGAAGGCUUGUGUAAGGAUGGAUCUCUCAGCAGUGCACGAGGUCUUGCUUAAAACAGGAUAUAGAGAUGAAGAAGGAGCGGAAAAUGAGCUGUCGUUUCAAGAAUGGACCCAGCAAGUGCAAGACAUGCUGAACACAAAGAAGUUUGGUGAUAUUGCUUUCAGAGACAAGGAUUUUAAUAAUGCUAUCGAUAACUACACAAAGCUGGUGUCGUUGAUGUCGGUUCCUUCAGGAACCGUGUUUGUGAGGCGAGCAUUGUCCUACUUAAUGGUAGAACAAGCAGAACUUGCGCUGAGAGAUGCAAUGCAGGCACAAGUCUGCUUGCCCGAGUGGCCAACAGCGUUCUACAUGCAAGCGCUCGCGCUGUCAAAGCUCGGCAUGGAGAGUGACGCUCAGGACAUGCUGAAUGACGGAGCCAACUUUGAAGCGAAGAAGCAAAAUAGCUGGCGCCAUCCGAGUUAAGAUCAUGGUUUCGCUGAUCGCAACUAGUGGUCUCUGCGCAAUGUAGGCGGCGGAAGAGAUAGAAGCAUGAGCAAGGUCUAUUUCCACAUGCUUAGGAAAAGAAGAGUUCAUUAGGUUAACCCUUGGGAGGGUUUGUAAGUUUCUUUUUGGCAGUCUACCCUGGCUUAGUGUUAGGUAGCAGCUAGCAGAAGUUAUGUUGUUGUUGUUGUUGUUGUUGUCAGUCUUUUGGGUUUGUUUUUCCACACAACGAUUAAGAGUUGUACAAUCAUGAGAUCAAUGUUGAGUAGACAUCAAGUAAUGAGACGGCAGAGGAAGGUUCGAUUGAUAAAAUUUGAAAUUAGGGACUCCUUUAAGGCUUUAUUAGUACUGGAAAGACGAAAUGACUAACUAGUGAAGUAUUGAAGAAUUAUAGAAGUUCAAGGACAUUGUCCAUUUGUUCAUUUAACCUCACAAUCUACUAUUUAUGUAACCUAAUUGCAUAAAUGUGUUACUUGUCCUUGGUAGUAGGUGGCUAUAAGGUUGCAGUUUCGUGAUAAACCCACUAACCGCAUCAAAUCUGCACGGAUUGUAGUUAACUGCAAAUCGAAUAAGAAGGCUUUUAUGUGGUAGCAGUUAGUGAGUGAUGUUAACAGUUUUGCUGUUGUGAUUAAAAAUACUUGAAUCUAACAAAUGACAUCAACAUUUCACUUUAAAAUUUACGAAAUAAAUCACAUUAUUUUUUUUAUUAAUGAACUUCACUAAAAACGACAUCAAUUUGUUUAUAGGCCAAAAAAUCAAUCCAACUGCAAGAGCAGGUUUUAAUAUCUAAGAUAGAUAUUUAUUUGUGAGCUAAAUAGUGCAAUCAAUCCAUCAACGAAAAGAAUGGUAGUAAAUGAAUGUUUGGACUGGAUAUAGAAGUGAUGAUGAACAAAGUACGGCUAACUUGCAGUCAAUUGCUUAGAUCAGAGGAGGAAUUCAUUGGCUGUCCUAGAGAUAUGGAGAUCAUGAAUGAGUUUAACAGUUUGAUCAGGAGAUGCAAUUUUGUGGAUCUUUCGUUGCAAGGGGCCAGAUACACUUGGAAUAGAGGAGGUAUGGUGAAGUCGUCUUCUCGUAUUGAUAGAGCCCUAAUUAAUCUGAGUUUUGAAGAUCUUUUAUCUCAAAAGGCUCUGAUUGCUCUUGAUCGAGUUGAGUCGGAUCAUAAUCCGAUCCUACUACAGUGGGGUACAAUUGAUCGUUUCAUUCACCCUUGAAGGUUUGAAAAUAUGUUGUUUCAAGAAGACUCAUUUUUGCAGAGCCUGGUGGGGUGGUGGUGCGUCCCUGUCAAUGGGACUAUCUACCUGUUCAGAUUUGGGCAGAAGUGUAGGCAAACCAAAUUAAUGAUCAAGCAAUGAAAUCGAGAUCAUUUUGGGAAAGUAGAGAAGCGAAUUGUUGAUCUUCUUUUCAGAAUAAAAAAGUAUUGAUGAUGCUGAAGAGAUUGAACAGAUUAAUCCUUUGCUAUUGUCUGAGACAGCUAUCCUUAAGUGUGAACUUGAGAAGGUCUUAAUCAUGGAGGAGAUAUUUUGGCGGCAGCAUUCCAGAGAAGUGUGGCUUCAUGUAGGAGACAAAAAUACUGGCUUCUUUCAUAGAGUGGCUAAGUUCAAUAGAAGGAAAAACAAAAUUAAGAGAUUGGUGAAUGAGAUUAAGAUAGCCUUCCAAAAUCAUUUCUAUGCUAAGGUCGUUGAGAUUGAAGAUGAUAGGCCUUUCCCAGCCAGAUACAUGACUUGUUUGUUCUCUCCAAAGGAAAAUGAAUCACUAGUGAAGCC